Molecule: messenger RNA, 2376 nt
Organism: Thlaspi arvense
Lineage: Eukaryota; Viridiplantae; Streptophyta; Magnoliopsida; Brassicales; Brassicaceae
Source: the annotation of a GenBank genome assembly
AUGGAUAUUCGCGUGAAGCAAGAGAAUCUACCAAAUCCCACUACCCUGCCGGCUUGGAAACCGCCCGGGAAUGGAAACAAAACCGAUGUUAUCGAUCUCUGCAGUAGCGAUGAAGAAGACGGCUCCGCGUUCGUUGUAAACCCCGACGAAAUCGCCGACGACGAAACCGCUGAUUUUUCUACCCAUGAUUCUAGAACCUUCUCCGUCGUCGGUGAGAAGAGAGCAAGAACUGAUUCUCAGGAUUCUCCGGCGAAGAGGCUAGCGGUUUUGAUUGCAAAGGAAGAGGAAAGGUUUGGGCAAUCGAUUCCUCAACGGGAACAAGCGAUUGUGGCUUUUCCGGCGACACCUUGUACCUUCGUGGCGCCGCCUAAUUCGUCAGCGUCUUGCAAGCAAUUCUGGAAAGCAGGGGAUUACGAAGGAACAUCUGGUGGUGAUUGGGAAGUCUCUGCAGGUGGAUUCGAUCAUGUAAGAGUCCAUCCUAAGUUCUUGCAUUCUAAUGCAACAAGUCACAAAUGGGCUCUUGGAGCUUUUGCAGAGCUUUUGGACAAUGCUUUAGAUGAGGUUCACAGUGGAGCUACAUAUGUGAAUGUAGACAUGCUCCAGAAUAGGAAAGAUGGAAGCAAGAUGGUCUUGGUUGAAGACAAUGGUGGUGGGAUGAAUCCUGAAAAGAUGCGACACUGCAUGUCUCUUGGAUACUCUGCCAAGAGCAAACUUGCUAACACCAUUGGACAGUAUGGCAAUGGAUUCAAGACUAGUACAAUGAGACUAGGAGCUGAUGUUAUUGUAUUCUCACGUUGCUGUGGAAAAAACGGAGAUGGCGUUACGCAGACCAUUGGGCUGCUAUCGUAUACAUUCCUGAAGAGCACUGGGAAAGAGGACAUUGUUGUACCCAUGCUUGACUACGAAAGAAGAGGUUCAGAAUGGAGUCCAAUAAUACGGUCUUCGGGUAGUGACUGGCUUAAGAACGUGGAAACAGUAGUUCAAUGGUCGCCAUUCUCUACUGAAGAAGAUCUUCUUUCCCAGUUUAAUCUAAUGAAGGAUCAUGGCACAAGGAUAAUCAUAUAUAAUCUCUGGGAAGAUGACGAAGGAAUGCUAGAGCUUGAUUUUGACACUGAUCCAUUUGAUAUCCAACUUAGAGGGGUCAAUCGGGAUGAGAAAAGUAUCGAAUCGGCUGCUAAAUACCCUAACUCUAGACACUUCCUGACAUACAAGCACUCACUCAGGAGUUAUGUAUCUAUUCUAUACCUAAGAGUUCCACCUCAGUUCCGUAUCAUUCUCCGAGGAAAAGAUGUUGAGCAUCACAGCAUUGUGAAUGACAUGAUGCAGACAGAAAGAAUUAGUUAUCGACCAAAAGAGGGUGGCGAAGGACUCUCUAAUUGCUCAAAUCAGAUGUCUGCUGUUGUGACCAUUGGAUUUGUCAAGGAUGCAAUACAUCAUAUUGAUGUUCAGGGCUUCAAUGUUUACCACAAAAAUCGCCUUAUCAAGCCAUUUUGGAGGAUAUGGAAUGCAGCAGGAAGUGGUGGCCGUGGUGUCAUAGGCGUCUUGGAAGCUAAUUUCGUUGAGCCUGCUCAUGAUAAGCAAGGGUUUGAGCGUACAACAGUUUUGUCGAGACUCCAGCAACGGCUAGUUCAAAUGCAGAAGACUUACUGGAGAUCUAAGAGUCACAUAAUCGGAUAUAACCCAAAACAAGGCAAGAAGUCAGUAGCAGAGGAUUCUGAAGACAGAGAAUCAUCACCGGAAUAUGAUCCAAAAGGAUCAGCCUCAUCCAGGAAAAGAACAGCUGCUUCGAGCUUCAAAACUCCAGCUGCAGCUUCGGGGAAAUUCGACUCGAGAUCAAAUGUGAAUCGAGGAGGAAAAGGAUCUGUUAAAGAUUCGAUAGGGAGUGGUUAUGUAUCAUCUGAGAAAGGUGGUCAAAUUGAAAACACCUCUUCCAAAUCUAACAAAGCAAAGCCUCAAGGAGAGAUUAUCAACAGUGAUGAUGACUCUGAAUAUGAUUCUUCUGUUAAAAGAAACGUCACUGAGCUUCCCAAGAAGAUUUCUGAACUACCAAACCCUUGUUCUGGUUCAUGUACACUCACUCAAUUGGAACAAGAGAAUGAAGAGUUGAAAGAAAGUCUAAGUAAGAAAGAAGAUGUAUUCGUGUUAUUGAAAAACGAGCUACGACGUGAGAAAGAGCUACGCAAGAGACUUGAAGCGGAGGUUCAAACGUUAAAGGACAAGUUAGAUGAAGAGAAGAAAGAGCAAGACAGUUUAAUCGCCAUAUUCUCAGAAGAGGGAGAGAGACGAGACAAGGAGGAAGAACAUCUCAGAAAUAAGCUUGAGGAAGCGUCAAACACGAUCCAAGAGUUGUUAGUUGAAAAAUCCAGAGGGGGAUGA